Molecule: messenger RNA, 1665 nt
Organism: Aspergillus terreus NIH2624
Lineage: Eukaryota; Fungi; Ascomycota; Eurotiomycetes; Eurotiales; Aspergillaceae
Exons: 4
Coding region: 1-1665 (554 amino acids)
Biological process (GO): siderophore biosynthetic process
Source: RefSeq, a predicted model, not a curated record
AUGACAACUACCACCACACGCGAGGCCGCCCGUUUCGAAACAACGAAACGCUUACUGGCCUGUCUGAUUAACGAGGGUCUGGUUGAUGGGUUCGUCGAGGGAGCCAAAGAAGCGACUAAUCGACGUCUAUACUUGCGAAAGAAGGACAGCGCAUGCGCGGAUGACAGUAUUGUGGUACAUACCAUGCCUGAAGCGUUGAUCGAAGAUCGCAAUGGUGAGGUGUUACCGAUGAUACAACCGGGCAUGCUAUGCUCUCCCAUUAUUGUAAACUGCAUGGCGGUGGAAAGGAAGACUGUGGAUCCAGGGGAGAUUUUCUCGCUCAUAAGCCCAUGGUUCAAGGAUCUGGCCAGCCAGCCCGUGCUCGAAGAGAUAUCGCGCAAUUUGCAAUCUUCUGGGGAAAAUCAAGGUCCGAUAUCUCCAAAGUUAUUUCAUCGUACCUGCGACGCGAAGCCACCGCUACAGCCCGUCAAGCCAGAAGAUAUACCGGCAAUGCUGACACCGGGGAUAACAUUUCUAUCUCUUGCCCAUAGCGACCUGUCUGUCGCUGGUCCAUUUAACCAUCUGCUACAACCACUUCUCCAAACAUUCGAAGUUCCUGAGGCCCCAGAAGGCUGGACUAUUGUGCCCUGUCUCACACAGCAACUCCCCUCCAUCAUGCAGCGCUUCCCAAGAGCUAUCAUGCUCCUAUCUGUGGCUGAUUGUGCGGACGCCCAAGCUUCUCUCCGAACGCUAACCCUUCGACCAGAGCUGAAGUUCCCAUUCCAUCUGAAGCUUUCCCUAGCCUGUCAGAUCACCUCGGCCCUCCGAACCAUUACACCAUGGUCCGCACAAGGCGGGCCCAUUGUGACCGAGAUAUUGGACGGGUUCCUCCCGUCUGAACUGUGGACAUUCAAAGAAGUAGCCUCCGUGACAGGUAGUCAGACGGACUUCGACGACGCAAAGCAUCUCUCCUGUAUCUUGCGAGACGAUCUAGAGGAGCGGGCCAGGGCCAACAACGAGGUUCUCGUCCUAGCAGCCGCACUGACCCAGUCGCCGCCCGGCACAUCCCAGCCCUAUGCGGAGAUCCUGUUUAACCUGCGAACCAUAUCCGAAAAACAGGAAUGGUUUCGAGAGUACGUUGGUUGUCUGCUUAAUCUCCUCCUCCCACCCCUUGUCCACCACGGCAUCGGUCUCGAAGCCCACGGCCAAAAUAUCCUCGCACGGGUCUGCCACGAUACGGGAGAAAUCAAGGGAUUUGCCGUGCGCGACUUUGGCGGCAUCCGCUUGCACACGCCGACCCUCCGCGACCAGGGCGUUAGCUUUGACGGCAUGUUCCCUGGCUGGGCGGUGAUGACAGAGAAUAUGAAUGACGUGUGGGGGAAAGUGCAUCACUCCCUGCUGCAGAAUCAUGUCGGAUUCUUGUUGAACGCAUUGGACCUCCAAAGACACCAUGGAUGGAGCAUUGUGCGUGAUGUGUUGGAGGGGGGUUUGAGGGGGCUCCCGGAUAAUGGGCUGUACGAGUUUUGUUUGAAAGACACUAUGCCCCUGAAGUGCUUUCUACGGAUGAGCAUGGAGGGGAAGUAUCGUGAUUAUGUGGAAAGGGAGGUGCCAAAUAUCUUGUUGAUGGGCUCGGAGAGGUGGGAGACGGUUGUGGCAAGUUAUGUGCCUUCUUUGCAUUGGACUUGA